Molecule: messenger RNA, 975 nt
Organism: Malaclemys terrapin pileata
Lineage: Eukaryota; Metazoa; Chordata; Testudines; Emydidae
Product: olfactory receptor 10A4-like
Biological process (GO): G protein-coupled receptor signaling pathway
Cellular component (GO): membrane
Molecular function (GO): G protein-coupled receptor activity; olfactory receptor activity
Source: RefSeq, a predicted model, not a curated record
AUGAUCUAUUCUGAGAGCAACCCAGGAGGGAACCAGACCAUCUCUGAUGUAUUCAUCCUGGUGGGGUUUUCAAACCUUAACAAGCUGCAAAUCGUUCUGUUUCUGGUGCUUCUGGUCACCUACCUGGUAGCCCUGAUGGGGAACUUGCUUGUUAUCCUCCUUAUAAAGCUAAACCCCUCACUCCACACCCCCAUGUAUUUCUUCCUGGUGAACCUGUCAUUCUUGGAAAUCUGCUACACCACGAGUGUGGUCCCUCAGUUGCUGAUUCACCUCCUGGUGGAGCAAAAGACCAUCACCAUUGCGGGCUGCGCUGCCCAGAUGUAUGUCAUCACCAUCAUGGGCCUGACGGAAUGCUGCCUCCUAGCAGCCAUGGCGUAUGACCGUUACGUGGCCAUAUGUCACCCCUUGAGCUACAAAACUAUCAUGAGUGGCCGGGCAUGUGCACAUCUUGUGGGUGCUUCAUGGAUCAUUGGCAUCUCAGUGGAAGUAGCUCAGAUCACUUGGAUCUUCAGCCUGCCUUUCUGUGGCUCCAACCUCAUCCACCACUUCUUCUGUGACAUCCUACCAGUGUUGAGGAUGGCAUGCACGGAUACAUCCAAAAAUGAGAUUAUGGUCUUCACUGUGUCGGUGCUGUUCAUCAUAGGCCCUUUUUUAUUGAUAAUCCUGUCUUACAUCUGCAUUAUUUCCACCAUCUUCAUGCUGCCAUCAGAGGAGGGAAGGAAUAAAGCCUUCUCCACCUGCUCCUCCCACCUCAUGGUGGUGACUUUGUUCUAUGGAAUGGCUCUUAUCACUUACCUGGGGCUCAAAUCUAGCUUCACCCUGGAGAGUGAUCAAAUGCUUUCACUCAUGAACACAAUUGUGGGACCAGUGUUGAACCCCAUAAUAUACACUCUGAGGAACAAAAACGUGAAGGGAGCCUUUAGAAAAACAGUAGAGAAGAGCAUCUUUCACACAGCCAGAGAAAACAGGGAAUGA